Musa acuminata AAA Group (dessert banana) is the source of this 2612-nucleotide messenger RNA. Its product is annotated as probable LRR receptor-like serine/threonine-protein kinase At1g05700. The coding region runs from base 1555 to 1884 and encodes 109 amino acids. Gene Ontology annotation, molecular function: ATP binding; protein kinase activity. The transcript has 4 exons. Gene Ontology annotation, biological process: protein phosphorylation. NCBI's taxonomy places the organism in Eukaryota, Viridiplantae, Streptophyta, Magnoliopsida, Zingiberales, Musaceae. The record is from RefSeq and is a predicted model, not a curated record.
UCAAAAUGCUUCUCAAAAGUUGUUCUCUCAGCUGAGAUUAGAGGGGUAUUUAUAGGCCUCAAGAGGAUUCAAAUUUUGGGCUCCAAAAUUUGAAUUCUCUUAGGGUUCCCGGUGCUGGAGGUGCCACCGCCCAGCCAGGCGGUGCCACCGCCCAGCCAGGCGGUGCCACCGCCCAGGGCUCGGGUGCUGGACGGUGCAACCGCCCAGCCCAGGAGGUGUCACCGCCCAGCUCUCGGGUGCUGGGCGGUGCCACCGCCUAGGCCAAAUCAGCUCACUGGUUGAGCUCCAAACUUGGCCCAAACCAGUCCGAACUCGGGCCCAAUUAGCCCCUACUUGGGUUAUAGGAUUAACACCUAAUCCUAACUGUAAUUAACAUGAUAACUAUGAAUUUAAAGACAUUUUAUAAGCUAUUACAAAGUCCGUAAGUCAAGACUUCUUCCGGCGAGCUUUCGGCGAACUUCCGACGGUCUUCCGAUAAACUCUCGGAAACCAUUCUGCGGACUCCCGACAAGCUCCUAGACUUCACGAUUUGAUCUUGGUGAGUUCCAACGAGCUUCUUCGGAAAGCUCCGAUCAUUCUCGGUGAGCUCCGCGAACUUCCAACGAACCUUCCGGCGAGCUUCCGAAAAACCAUUCGGCAAGCUCCCUACUCAUUCUUGGCUAGUUUCGGCAGCAUUCCCGACGAACCUUCGGACUUCCAUCGAACUCUCGAACUCGCAAUGAAUCCUUCGUGCUUGACUCCGACACUUUGUUUUGCUUUAUGUCUUCGUCGUUAUCGUAGUUAAUCCUGCACACACAAGCAAAAACUCUACUCCGAUCUAGACAAUUAUUAUAAAGCGAAUUGACAUUCUGUUGCCCGGCACGUCAUUGGUUGGCGCUUCGUCCGAUUCUUCGGCGCAUCAUCCUCUCUUGCGGCUUGUUGCCCAAUCGGCGGUUGACCUCCGCAACGUCGAUAUCCUUGGCACAGUUUCGCUCUCCUUGGCCCGAUGCCCGACGUUCGAAGCGUUCAGCCAUCCAAUAUCCUAACGUGAUCUCUUCCAGCGCAACGUCAAUUCCUCCUGCGUCAACUGUCUAAACCUGAUCGAGUAGACCUGCAUCACUUAAAAUACAGUUAAACAUCUAAACACAAUCAAUUAGUUUCAUCAUCAAAAUCUGAGAUUCAACAGCCUCCAAGACCAUCUACGAGGUUUAGUGAUACUGAACAUGAGCACUGUUACAACUAUUCUUUAAGAUCAAUUUUGAAUUGUAAAGGACAUGAUUUAAUUCUCCAGAGGCUUCAUGCUUUCCUGUUAAAUGAUUAAUGUAAAUUAUUUUCAUAUGCACAAUGAUUGAGAAAGAAGUUUAGGGACUUGGAGGAUCAUUACAAAGUUCAAUUUUAAGCCUAAUGUUCAACUUUUCCUGAUUAGGAAGGGGUAAAAUGCUUGGAAUCAUUUUUUAAAGGGGCUGAUAGAGACAUAGGGUAUAUCAGAGCAUUGAAGAUUAAUGUAUCUCUUGGCUCGUUUCUUGAAACCCAUCAGUUGAGGGAGGUAUCUAAGAAAUUAUUCAGCAAGUAACUAUGAGUUUAAGAAAUAAGGCUGGUUGUGCCAAAGUCUUGAGUUGGGGACAGCGGCUUCAAAUUGCACUGGAUGCUGCACAAGGGCUGGAUUAUUUGCACAAAGGAUGCAAGCCUCCAACAAUCCAUAGAGAUGUCAAGAGCAGCAACAUUCUCUUGAGCGAAGAACUAGAGGUUAAAAUAGGGGACUUUGGGUUAUCCAAAUCUUUCCAUAGCGAUGGGCAAACCUAUGUGUUCACAGGGACAGUGGUUGCACCCCUGGAUAUAAUGAUCCCGAGUACCAUCAAAACUACCAGCUCACCGAGAAGAGUGAUGUGUACAGCUUUGGUGUAGUUCUCCUGGAGCUGAUCACCGGCAGACCUCCGAUCAUGCCCGGUCCAGGAAAUGUUCACAUUGUUAAGUUGAUUGCCACAAGUCUGUCUCGGGGUUGCAUAGAAGAAAUCAUGGAUGAAACUCUGCAAGGAGAAUAUGAUGCCACUUCUGCGUGGAAGAUCCUGGAUCUAGCUCUCAGGUGCACCGCAGAUCCAGGCAGCCAGAGGCCGACGAUGUUUGAAGUAGUGACGCAGCUGAAGAGCUGCUUGAGGCCAGAGAUUGCCUCUGACAGGAGCGAUAUCAUAUAUAUUGAAGGAUUUAACAUGAGCCGAGAAAUUUCGUCUGAGAUGGGGGCGAGCUUGCUGGGACCAACUGUUCCAAGAAUGAGAUGAAACUUAUCGCAGUUGCCUCUGUUCGUGUAUGCUGUGCGCGUUAUGGUAAGAUGUAGUGCAUGGAACUGUCGGUGGCACUCGUACUGCCGCAAAAUAGGAUGUUCCUCCUGGGGAUUUCUGCAUCGGAAUAAAUAUAGAAUUUGGUGUUGUGUAAUCUAUGCACUACUGUAUCUCUUUUAGGCAACAAUGAAACAAUAUGCUGUAAUCUGAAAACCCACCGGACCGCAGAUAUCUCCAUUUUAAUGGAUUAGAACAUCAAUACAUCAUGUAAUAAGUUUGGUCUCUGCACUGUCUCUGUGAUACUGUGCCACAUUUGUGUAUGGUGAAGUUUUGUGUCUACAACAAACUGUUGGAAAA